Messenger RNA from Racocetra persica, 970 nucleotides. The record is from the annotation of a GenBank genome assembly. Lineage: Eukaryota; Fungi; Glomeromycota; Glomeromycetes; Diversisporales; Gigasporaceae.
GCAGAAUUAGCUUAUUCACUGCUUUUCAACAAAGUUUAUCUUAAUAAAAAAGAAAAGGAUUUAGGUUGGCUAGAUGUGUUUCCAUAUCACCUAGAACUAUUUUCAACCUCUCGAACAAUUUUGAGUGAAAUUAAAGAGCUAAUAUCCCAAGAACCAAUUCCAUCUGAAAAGCUUGGAUUUUUUUCCACAGUAACAUCUAAAACUUUAUCAAAAUAUAAUUUUAGUAGUUUAAAUAUUGAUAUAGUGCCAAUUUUCGAUAACCCAACUGAACUUUUGUCAGAACUUGAAAUUUUGCUUUGUUUUUUGAAACGAACUUCUGGUGAUCGUGAAAUGGAAAUAACCAAUUAUCUUAAUAAAUGGAUGCGAUUAUCAACACUAACAGAAAAUCAGCAAUUUCAGAAAAUGGUUAACGGACUGAGAUUAAAACAUGUAGUUGCAUUAUACGAAUUAGUGGAAGAAAAAAUUGCGGAUGUAGAAAUUGAAUAUUUAUCCGAUCAAUAUAAAGUUCAGCUCUCAGAACAUUUAAAAAAUGAAAUUAACUCAGGCAUAAACUUUGAACAAUCACAUAGUACUGGUGGCAGUGAAAUCAGCGAACAUAAGAUUCCACAUGGAGCUUUUGCUUUAGUAUUAAAAAGGUUCAUGUUCCGGUAUUUGACAUCGGAAAUGUAUAACCCUAAUGAGAUGCUUGCCAAUUAUUUGGCCAGAGAUACUUUCAUUGAUUGUUGGCCAGUUUGGGUAACUGAUGACGUUAUUCGUGAUAAAUUUCCAAAAUCAUUAUUAGCUGCACAUAUUUAUCAUGCAUAUCAAUACACGAUUCAGAAUAUAAAGAAAACAACUUCUUACAAUAUUAAUAAUAAUCGACAAAAGGAUAUUCCAGCAAAACCAAGCUCAAACUCAAAUAUACGUGGUGAAAGUCGUGAAAGUCGUGGAAAUCGGGGAAUUCGUGGCGGUCGCGGAGGUCGCGGCCGAG